CAUAAAGUUUAGAUUAAUAGACAAUAAAAAUAUUAUUAGAAACAUUUCUGUGUGUGUGACUUUCAGAAUAUCUACAAGUCCAUCCAUCAUCCUGAUUGGUUAUUUUCUCUGACCCAACCUCGAAAUUUACUGACCUUGGUCUUCCGACUACUGGGUUUUCAUGAAAACUGAGUAAAUGUACCUUUUUUGAAAGAAAAGUGCAUAAUGUGCAUCCGCUGAACAUGCACAACUACAAUUAAGACCUUAUUUCAUUUCUGAGAGUCACAUACCGAUAACUUGAUAUCAACCAAGAAUGCAUACCACCAAGAUCGAGCCAAAAUCAUUUGUGGAUUUUUUGGAGAAUGCUUGGGAAUCCAAAUCCAGGUCCAAGGAAUAUAGAUUCCGAAAUUCAAAGUCCAUAUCUAGUCCUUCGCCAUCUUCCAAGAAUGCUCCAGAGUUGAAUACCACCUGCUCUCCUGUUCUGUACAAAUGCAAAAUAUGCAAGAGAGCAUAUCUGAAAUUAUUUAAUUUAGAAAAGCAUGAGAAAUCCCAUGAUGAUAAAAAUGGGAAGAAAUUGGACUCCAAAAAAUCAAAGAAAUCAAGACAUGCAUCAAAAGCUAAAGAGAAAUUAGAGAAAGAUGCAAAAUCUAAACGAAAUUCACACUCCAAAAAACACUCUCAGAAAGCAGCUGACGAAGUGAGGGAAUCUUCCGUGCUUGGUGAGCCAACUCUGGCUACAAGUUUCCAGGACUUGCUUGAUUCAUCACCAAAUACUUCAUCCUAUUCCACUGCCAAUUUCCAUAACAUAGACGAUCUCAUAUCACAGCCUCAGGGCAUGCCAAGUUCUGGCGGCAAUUUUCAAACUGGACUGCAGCAGCAGGAAAUGACAUCAAAUCUUGUUAGAUCUGAGCUAGAAAAUACAACUUUAUUAAAUGCCACCUGUCCACAGAGUGGUGUAGAAAAGAACACCAAAAACACACUCUCUCUCCAGAUUCAGUCGGACCUGCCUUGGGGUGAAUCUGCCAAAAACCACAUCAACUGGGACACAAGGACCAAAUCUGUUGUGUUUUUUCAACCAAUAGAGGAUGCAUUUCACACUGUCAAUAAAUCCACCAUCCCUGCCCACACUGAGAGGGGUGUUUUUGAAACAACAUCAACAGAGGAAGAGGUGCAAUCUCAAGUGACCAGGAUCUUAGAUCUCCUGAAUAAGGAAAAACCAACUGAUGCUAAUUCAGAUGCACAGUCUGGUCAUCAUCCAGAAACUAAUCUUCAUGGUUUGACCCCCGUAGCUCUGAAAAAAGAGAGAGAUAAAUAUAAGCAAUCGCAAACAGUCACACAGAUGGCUGGUGUAAAUGAUGAAAGUGAUGACCAUGACGAUGACAUGCAUGAUGCAGACUUCAGUGAAGACAUCUCUGAUUUGGAUGAAGACGUCAGUUUGAAACCAGUAGAAAAUGUCUGGGAAAGCAUUAUAGAGAAGAAAGAACCAGGGGCCAUUGAUAAUGCUAUUGAAGAAGACUUACCGGCCGCUGACAGUGAUGAAACUGAAAAAAAGUCCAAGAGUCAAUCAGGUUCCGUGGACAAGGAUCAAGUUGACAUCAGGAAAAGGCUCAAAAUUAAGCUUGGAGGCAGUAACAGCAAGCAUGAACAUGACAUUGAAGAAAGCUACAAUCAUGAACACGAUGAUAGUAAACAGGAACAUCAUGACAGUGAUACUGAACAAGUUGACAGUGAACCUGAACAAGUUGACAGUGAGCAGGAACAAGUUGACAGUGAGUACAAACAAGAUGGCAGCAAGCAAAAACACAUUGACUGCAAAGAAGAACAAGACAUCAAUGGAGAGAAGAAUGAAAGCAAUCAAAAACAUGCUGAGAAUGAUGACAAUGGUCCAUUGGUAUGCUCAAAGUUGUAUUGGUGCUCUAUUUGCCAUGAAGAAUUUGAUGAUCGCAAAACUUACAGGGCGCACAGAAGAAAACAUGUUAAUCCAAAGCUACAAAAGAAUACAGAAAGAGUGAAACCUGAACAACCUGCCUGUGACUUGUGUGGCAAAGUAUUCAAGAGUAUAACAGGUUUAAGUUUACACAGAAAAAUUCAUACCAAAAACACCCAGUGUGAGAUAUGUAAAAAGACAUAUAGCCAUCCCUCCUCACUGAAAGUCCACCUAAAUCAUGUGCACGAUGUUACUAGAAGAGAACACAUCUGUGAAAUUUGUGGAAAAUAUUAUUUACGUGCCAAUAGCUUGCAGGUUCACAGGUCUGCCAUGCAUGAUGAUGCUACCUUUGAGUGUAAAGAAUGUGGGAAAGUUUUCCACCACCAGUCAAAUUUGCGGAAGCACCUGCGCACACAUUUUGGAGAAAAGUCGUUUGUGUGCGAAUGCUGCGGGAAGGCGUUCAAAUUAUCUGGUCCUUUACAUCGCCACAUGAGGAUUCACAAGAACGAGAAGCCGUUCGAAUGUGUGACCUGUGGAAAAUCCUUCCGAACAAGUUACAAUUUGACGGUUCAUAUGAGAACGCACACCAGGGAAAGACCAUACAAGUGUACCAUUUGUGGAGAGGGGUUCAAUCACAAUGUUUCUCUCAAAGCACACAUGCAGAAGUUGUUACUCUGUGAUUUAUUAUGCCAAAUCCAAGUUGAGGUACAUGAAAUGGAUGUAAUCCAGAAGAGCGGGGACAUAUCAUUAGAGAGGGCUAUCUGGACCUGUCAUCAUGACCACUGCUAUGUGUUGCCUCCGGUUUCUGAGGCAGAAGAACCUUUAGAACUGAAGGUGGAAGAGAUUGAAGAUGAUGGAAUUGAUUGGACAGAAAAUUGCCCUGAGGUUGAAGAGGAUGAAACUGGGAAAAGUGACAAAGAAUUGGAUGGAAGAACGAGUGAUGAUGAAGAAUUUUCAAAAGAUAUGUUGUAUAAAUAUUUUGAGAAUUCAGAGGACACAGUUUCCAGUGAAGAAAAUAAUAUGGAUGAGGACAACUUAGGUAUUGAAAAUGAGAGAAAUCCCCAGCAAAAAUGUGAAAGUAGUAGUUUUUGUAAGAGCACAGAGGAGAGGAAUAGUGCUCAAACCUCAAGUAAAGACUAUGAAAUUGAAGGAGCUAUCUUUUGGGAUAACUUGCAGCCAGUUGAAUGUGAAAUGUGUGAAGAGAUUUUUCAAGGUCAAGAUCAGUUGGAAAAGCAUUUGGUAACUCACAUAGGUUCUAUUAGUUUUCAGUGCUCUUUUUGCAAACGAAUCUUUCCAACAGUCAAAUAUUUGAAGAAUCACAAAAAACGGUGUAAGCAGCAAGACCGUUUGGGAGGAAUUCAGAGUACGGCUAAUGAAGAGAAGUUUGACAGUGGUGAUAGCCUACAAAAACGUGUAGAAAUUGGUCCAAUGAAUAACAUGAAAUGUGAUAAGUGUGAAAGAAAGUUUGAUAAUAAAAGUGACUAUGAAGACCAUAUCUCAAAACAAGAAUGUGUUGUACAAACUUUUGAGUCUCCAAAGGACAAUUUGAAAUCACAUAGCAACAUUCAUGAACAAAAGAAAAUACCCUGUCGGAUUUGCAGCAUAGAGUUUACUCCAGUGAAACUGAUCGACCAUCUCUUGGAACACAAUACACAGUUGGUGGACACCAUUUCUGUCCAAAACAAAAGAUUCAAGAAGGGUAAUGAUAUCAAUGGAGACUCUUUGAUGGAUACAACUACUUACAAUUGUGCUUUUUGCAAUAAUUCUGGUUUCAAGAAAUUGCAUUUGAAAGAGCAUCUUAAGAGUCAUGUGAAGAAAUUACGCACAAUGCAUGUUCUGUAUCCAAAUAAAGAAAAUAAUGUCAGUAUUCAGGAUGAAUUUGCUUGUACUAUAUGUUCUGGUCAAUUUGCUUCUGAAACAAACACAUUGAUUCAUAUGGAAGAACACUGCAGCAAGCAGGUUUCUUCAUAUCCCAAACAAGAAAAAGGAGAUCUAAAUUUAGAUUCGAUAGACGAGGAAAAAGUAACUUUAAGGUUGAAGUCAUAUGCCUCAUCAGCAUCAAAGCCCACCAUUCAUGGGUAUGUUGUUAUAAGGCCUUCCAAGCUCUUACAGAACAAUGGAAAUGAUGAGCAGAAUGAAGGAGAGCCUAUGUCAUUUAAGCCUCUGAUGAAGGCAAAGAGACAAUAUGUACUUUGUGCACCAAUGCCUGGUACAGCUGAUGCUGAAUAUCAAUGCAAGAGUGGUGGUAAAAAUCUACUUCAACAAUUAUAUGCCGUGAAAACCAGUGACAGCAAUGAUCGGGAUGGAGCCUCUGUGAAGUACACAGACUCGCUAGCUGAUAGUGUUUCUGAAAACACAGUGACUUAUAAAUGCAAUUUGUGUGAGGAGAUCUUCAAGUGGAAGAGCUACCUCUUUAGUCACAUCUUAAAGCAUGAAAACUAUGUGUGUUCAUGUGGCGAAGUUUUUGGUCUUCUGACCCCCUUACACAAACAUGUAUACCACCACAGGAUGAAACAGAGCUGCCAGUGCGAGAUCUGUGGCAAGACGUUCAGGAGGAUGAGCCAGCUGAAGCCACAUCUUAAAGACCACUACGACAAGGAGCGAAAAUACGAAUGCGAAACGUGUGGGAGAACGUUCGUCAGACCGAACGAACUCCGUAAACAUAGAAUGAGACACAAUGGAGAGAAACCCCACGUGUGUGACAAAUGCGGGACAGCUUUCUUGGACUCGCAUGCCUUGAAACGGCACAUAAACACUCACACUGACAACAAGCCAUUCCAGUGUAAAGUCUGCAAGAAAAAUUUCAGGGUCAGGGAUAAUUUGCAAGUUCAUAUGCGUAUCCAUACUGGAGAAAAGCCGUUUAAAUGUCCCAAGUGUCCACAGGCCUUUAAUCACAACGUUUCUUUGAAAAAUCAUCAGAAAAGAUUUCAUUCUGAGGAUGCAUGAAAUAGUGUUUUAUUGUGAUA
Molecule: messenger RNA, 4872 nt
Organism: Magallana angulata
Lineage: Eukaryota; Metazoa; Mollusca; Bivalvia; Ostreida; Ostreidae
Product: zinc finger protein 729-like
Exons: 6
Coding region: 293-4852 (1519 amino acids)
Biological process (GO): regulation of transcription by RNA polymerase II
Cellular component (GO): chromosome
Molecular function (GO): chromatin insulator sequence binding
Source: RefSeq, a predicted model, not a curated record